This is a messenger RNA of Mus caroli (Ryukyu mouse), 9656 nucleotides long. RefSeq names its product microtubule associated protein 2 (gene Map2). The record is from RefSeq and is a predicted model, not a curated record. Gene Ontology annotation, cellular component: neuron projection. Gene Ontology annotation, molecular function: microtubule binding. Gene Ontology annotation, biological process: neuron projection development; microtubule cytoskeleton organization. NCBI's taxonomy places the organism in Eukaryota, Metazoa, Chordata, Mammalia, Rodentia, Muridae.
CAAACCACUAAAUCCUAAGCCAGAGGCAGCAUCCUUUUGUCAGUGAAUGAUGGCGGAGCUGAGUGGCUUGUCAUCAUUCUCGAAAAUUCUAAGCCUAGUGAGCUCUCUCUCACUCUCCUACUUGCCUUAUUUUCCUUUCCGCCACUGCGGGGACUUUUUCUAAUUUGCAGCUUCCCUUUCCACGGCACACACAGACAGGAGCUGGUGGCUUUCAGACUGCGUCUGUCUGGAGCUAGCGACACAGAACAGAGGGAGUGUUCCUGAAGCAGGGUUCUGCAGCAGCUCUUACAGACUCCAUUCGAGGGGUAUUGCUGCAUAUCUACCGGUUCCUCAGCUUGUCUCUAACAGAGGAGGCACUGAUUGGGAAGCACUCAGUCAGAAAAUUAAAAGAAAGAAGCCAGAACAUACCACCAGCUGUUUGAGAAUACAACAUAACAAACGUCACUACUUUACAACUUCCUUGAAUUGGUGACAGUACAGAGAUCUGAAAGAUGGCCGACGAGCGGAAAGAUGAAGGAAAGGCACCACACUGGACAUCAGCCUCACUCACAGAGGCAGCUGCACACCCUCACUCUCCAGAGAUGAAGGACCAGGGUGGGGCAGGGGAAGGGCUGAGCCGAAACGCCAAUGGAUUUCCAUACAGAGAGGAGGAGGAAGGCGCCUUUGGGGAGCACAGGUCACAGGGCACCUAUUCAGAUACCAAAGAAAAUGGGAUCAACGGAGAGCUGACCUCAGCUGACAGAGAAACAGCAGAGGAGGUGUCGGCAAGGAUAGUUCAAGUAGUCACAGCUGAGGCUGUAGCAGUCCUGAAAGGUGAACAAGAGAAGGAAGCCCAAUACAAGGACCAGCCUGCAGCUCUGCCUUUAGCAGCCGAAGAAACAGCUAAUCUGCCACCUUCCCCACCACCAUCGCCAGCCUCAGAACAAACAGCCACAGUGGAGGAAGAUUUACUUACAGCCUCGAAGAUGGAGUUCCCUGAGCAGCAGAAAUUUCCUUCCUCAUUCGCUGAGCCUUUAGACAAGGGAGAAAUGGAGUUUAAGAUGCCAAGUAAGCCUGGUGAAGACUUUGAACAUGCUGCCUUAGUUCCUGAUACAAGUAAAACUCCCCAGGAUAAAAAGGAUCUCCAAGGCAUGGAAGGAGAAAAGUUGCCUCCAACUCCAUUUGCACAGACUUUCGGUACCAACCUGGAAGACAGGAAACAGAGCACAGAACCAAGCAUAUCAAUGCCUAGCAUUGGCCUCUCAGCAGAGCCCUCAGCUCCAAAAGAGCCAAAAGACUGGUUCAUUGAAAUGCCCACGGAAUCAAAGAAGGAUGAAUGGGGUUUAGCUGCCCCAAUAUCUCCUGGCCCCUUGACACCCAUGAGGGAAAAAGAUGUGCUAGAGGAUAUCCCAAGGUGGGAAGGGAAGCAGUUUGAUUCUCCCAUGCCAAGCCCCUUCCAUGGUGGAAGUUUCACUCUUCCCUUAGACACUAUGAAGAAUGAGAGAGUCUCAGAAGGGCCACGACCCUUUGCCCCUAUCUUCUUCCAAUCAGAUGACAAAGUGUCUCUGCAGGACCCCAGUGCUCUAGCUACUUCCAAAGAGAGUUCUAAAGAUGAGGAGCCACAGAAAGAUAAAGCAGACAAAAUGGCAGAUGUUUCCAUCUCAGAAGUUACCACUUUACUGGGAAAUGUUCAUAGUCCAGUUGUGGAAGGCUAUGUUGGGGAGAACAUUUCAGGAGAAGAUAAGGUUACCACGAAUCAAGAGAAAAAAGAGACUUCUGUGCCCAGUGUUCAGGAACCUACACUCACUGAAACUGAACCACAGACAAAGCUUGAAGAGAAAUCAACUGUUUCCAUCGAAGAAGCUGUGGCAAAAGAAGAGGAAUCCUUGAAACUAAGAGAUGAUAAAACAGGUGUAAUUCAGACUUCCACUGAGCAGUCUUUCUCCAAGGAAGACCAGAAAGGCCAAGAACACACAAUUGAUGAGUUAAAACAAGACUCCUUCCCGAUAAGUCUGGAGCAAGCAGUUACAGAUGCAGCCAUGACCUCCAAGACCUUGGGGAAAGUUUCAUCUGAGCCAGAGGCAGUAAGUGAAAGGAGAGAAAUCCAGGGACUUUUUGAAGAGAAAACAGCUGACAAAAAUAAGCUUGAAGGAGCUGGGACUGCGACAAUAACUGAGGUUGAGAUGCCAUUUUAUGAAGAUAAAUCAGGGAUGUCCAAGUACUUUGAAACAUCUGCAUUGAAAGAAGACAUGGCAAGAAGCACUGAGUUGGGCAGUGAUUACUAUGAGCUGAGUGACUCAAGAGGAAGUGCCCAGGAAUCUCUUGAUACUAUAUCUCCCAAGAACCAACAUGAUGAAAAGGAACUUCAGGCAAAAGCAUCCCAGCCUAGUCCUCCAGCACAGGAAGCAGGGUACAGCACUCUUGCCCAGAGUUAUACACCCGAUCAUCCAUCCGAGUUACCUGAAGAACCAAGUUCUCCUCAAGAAAGAAUGUUCACUAUUGACCCCAAAGUUUAUGGAGAGAAAAGGGACCUUCAUAGUAAGAAUAAGGAUGAUCUGACACUUAGUCGAAGCUUAGGGCUUGGUGGAAGGUCUGCAAUAGAACAAAGAAGCAUGUCUAUCAACUUGCCUAUGUCUUGCCUUGAUUCCAUUGCCCUUGGGUUUAACUUUGGCCGGGGCCAUGAUCUUUCCCCUCUGGCUUCUGAUAUUCUAACCAACACUAGCGGAAGCAUGGAUGAAGGAGAUGAUUACCUGCCCCCCACCACACCUGCAGUGGAGAAGAUGCCUUGCUUUCCAAUAGAGAGCAAAGAGGAAGAAGAUAAGGCAGAGCCAACAAAAGUGACUGGAGGGCAAACUACCCAAGUUGAAACAUCCUCUGAGUCACCCUUUCCAGCCAAAGAAUAUUACAAAAAUGGUACUGUCAUGGCCCCUGACCUGCCCGAGAUGCUAGAUCUGGCAGGAACCAGGUCCAGGUUAGCUUCUGUGAGUGCAGAUGCUGAGGUUGCCAGGAGGAAAUCAGUCCCAUCAGAGGCUAUGCUUGCAGAGAGUAGUGCUAGUUUGCCACCUGUCGCUGAUGAAAGCCCAGUCACUGUAAAACCAGAUAGUCAACUUGAAGACAUGGGAUACUGUGUGUUCAACAAGUAUACAGUCCCUCUCCCAUCACCAGUUCAAGACAGUGAGAAUUUGUCAGGAGAGAGUGGUUCAUUUUAUGAAGGAACCGAUGACAAAGUCCGUAGAGAUUUGGCCACUGACCUUUCACUAAUUGAAGUAAAACUUGCAGCUGCUGGAAGAGUCAAAGAUGAGUUCACUGCUGAGAAAGAGGCAUCUCCACCCACUUCUGCUGACAAAUCAGGACUGAGUAGGGAGUUUGACCAUGACAGGAAAGCUAAUGACAAGCUGGAUACUGUCCUAGAAAAGAGUGAAGAGCAUCUUGAUUCAAAAGAACAUGUCAAGGAGUCAGAAGAGAUGGGGGAUAAAGUAGAGCUCUUUGGAUUAGGUAUAACCUAUGAUCAAACCUCCACCAAAGAACUGAUAACAACUAAAGAUACAUCACCUGAGAAAACAGAGAAAGGUCUCAGUUCAGUACCAGAGGUAGCUGAGGUUGAGCCAACCACAAAAGCUGAUCAAGGUCUAGAUUUUGCUGCAAAGAAAGCUGAGUCAAGUCAGUUAGAUAUAAAAGUCAGUGACUUUGGACAGAUGGCUUCUGGGAUGAAUGUAGAUGCUGGGAAAGCCAUAGAGCUUAAGUUUGAGGUUGCUCAGGAGCUGACGCUCUCAUCCGAAGCACCUCAAGAAGCAGAUUCCUUCAUGGGUGUUGAGUCCGGCCAUACCAAGGAAGGUGUCAAAGUCAAUGAAACAGAAGUCAAGGAGAAGGUGACAAAGCCUGACUUAGUGCAUCAGGAGGCUGUAGACAAAGAAGAGUCCUAUGAGUCUAGCGGUGAGCAUGAAAGCCUCACUAUGGAGUCCCUGAAGCCUGAUGAGGGCAAGAAAGAAACAUCUCCAGAGACAUCACUGAUUCAAGAUGAAGUUGCCCUCAAGCUGUCUGUAGAAAUCCCUUGCCCGCCUCCAGUUUCCGAAGCUGAUUUAUCCACUGAUGAGAAGGGUGAGGUCCAGAUGGAAUUCAUUCAGUUGCCAAAGGAAGAGAGCACAGAGACUCCGGAUAUACCUGCCAUACCUUCUGAUGUCACCCAGCCACAGCCUGAAGCAAUUGUGUCCGAACCAGCAGAGGUCCCAAGUGAGGAAGAAGAGAUAGAAGCUGGGGGAGAGUAUGACAAACUGCUCUUCCGCUCAGAUACCCUCCAGAUCUCUGACCUGCUUGUUUCAGGAAGUAGGGAGGAGUUUGUGGAGACCUGCCCAGGUGAGCACAAAGGUGUGGUUGAGUCUGUGGUGACCAUCGAGGAUGAUUUCAUCACUGUAGUACAAACCACAACUGAUGAGGGGGAGUCGGGGUCCCACAGUGUGCGCUUUGCAGCUCCAGCUCAGCCUGAGGAAGAAAGGAGACCAUGCCCUCACGAUGAAGAGCUUGAAGUAGAGAUGGCAGCAGAAGCCCAGGCAGAACCCAAGGAUGGCUCUCCAGAUGCUCCAGCUACCCCUGAGAAAGAGGAGGUUGCGUUCUCAGAAUAUAAAACAGAAACUUACGAUGAUUACAAGGACGAGACCACCAUUGAUGACUCCAUUAUGGACGCCGACAGCCUGUGGGUGGACACUCAAGAUGAUGAUAGAAGCAUCUUGACAGAGCAGUUAGAAACUAUUCCUAAAGAGGAGAGAGCUGAGAAGGAAGCUCGGAGACCGUCUCUCGAGAAACAUAGAAAAGAAAAGCCUUUUAAAACCGGGAGAGGCAGAAUUUCCACUCCUGAAAGAAAAGUAGCUAAAAAGGAACCUAGCACGGUCUCCAGGGAUGAAGUGAGAAGGAAAAAAGCAGUUUAUAAGAAGGCUGAACUUGCUAAAAAAUCAGAAGUUCAGGCCCACUCUCCUUCCAGGAAACUCAUUUUAAAACCUGCUAUCAAAUACACUAGACCAACUCAUCUCUCCUGUGUUAAGCGGAAAACCACAGCAGCAAGUGGUGAAUUGGCUCAGGCUCCCAGUGCUUUUAAACAGGCGAAGGAUAAAGUCACUGAUGGAAUAACCAAGAGCCCAGAAAAACGUUCUUCCCUCCCAAGACCUUCCUCCAUCCUCCCUCCUCGCAGGGGUGUAUCAGGAGACAGGGAGGAGCACUCUUUCUCUCUGAAUAGCUCCAUCUCUUCAGCACGACGGACCACCAGGUCAGAACCAAUUCGCAGAGCAGGAAAAAGUGGCACCUCCACACCUACUACCCCUGGAUCGACUGCAAUCACCCCUGGCACUCCCCCAAGUUACUCUUCACGUACCCCAGGCACCCCGGGAACCCCGAGCUACCCCAGGACACCAGGAACCCCCAAAUCUGGCAUCUUGGUGCCCAGUGAGAAGAAAGUUGCCAUCAUCCGCACUCCUCCAAAGUCCCCAGCUACUCCUAAGCAGCUUCGGCUUAUUAACCAACCACUGCCGGACCUAAAGAAUGUCAAGUCCAAAAUCGGAUCAACUGACAACAUCAAAUACCAGCCUAAGGGGGGUCAGGUUAGGAUUUUAAACAAGAAGAUCGAUUUUAGCAAAGUUCAGUCAAGAUGUGGUUCCAAGGAUAACAUCAAACAUUCUGCUGGGGGCGGAAAUGUACAAAUUGUUACUAAGAAGAUAGACUUAAGCCAUGUGACAUCCAAAUGUGGCUCUCUAAAGAACAUCCGUCAUAGGCCAGGUGGUGGACGUGUGAAAAUUGAGAGUGUAAAACUGGAUUUCAAGGAAAAGGCCCAAGCUAAAGUUGGCUCACUUGACAAUGCUCACCACGUACCUGGAGGUGGUAAUGUGAAGAUUGACAGCCAAAAGUUGAACUUCAGAGAGCAUGCAAAGGCCCGCGUAGAUCAUGGGGCUGAGAUCAUCACACAGUCCCCAAGCAGGUCCAGCGUGGCGUCACCCCGACGACUCAGCAACGUCUCAUCUUCUGGAAGCAUCAACCUGCUCGAAUCCCCUCAGCUUGCCACUUUGGCUGAGGAUGUCACUGCGGCGCUUGCUAAGCAGGGCUUGUGAAUCCUUCUCCUUUAGCACGGGAGUAACAUUUAGGCAUGAGCUCUUGGCAGGAGUGGGCUCUGAGCAGGUGUCAUAUUCAUUCUUUACAAACCAUAGAGAAAUAAUUUCAUCCCCCAACUGUAGUAAUUGUUACAAUUUUAUAUAAAAAAAUGAAUAGUAUAUGCAGAAAAUGACCUGAAUUCCAUCCGCAACAAGAACACAUGGCUUUACAUGGAUACAAUCGGACAAUUAUUUUCGCUCUGCUCUGUUUUGCAUGGAGUAUUAUUAUUAUUUUUUAAAUUGCAUUUUUACCUUUCAUGUGCCUGAAGGCUAUCCAAUACAUUCUGAAAGGCCUUGUUAAAAAUCCAAGCUGCUCAUUUCCCUAUUCUGUUUAUGGUUGAAAAGAUUAAAACCUACCCAUUGUUACUUACUACAGGUUCAAUGAAAUCAAGGAGUCUGGUUGCAGGAAGGAAAGAGCAUGUAAGAAACACAUUUUUUAAAGUGUUAUUUUGUAUAAAUGGGAAGAAAGAUGCAAUUAAGUUAUUGAUGCUUGGGACCUGGAUGAGUAUAUCAGAGUAUGCCAUUCCAAUAAAUUAUUUAACUACAAGCUAGAUUUAAGGCAUUUGAGCGUUGGUUGGAGAAGUGGAAUCAAAGUGCAUCUCUUAGGAUUGAUGCACUUUUGUUAGGAUGGGCUUGUGUCUGAUUAGAAUGUCAGUCGAUUGGCUAGAUUUGUAUCCACACAAUCAGUUUCACACCCCCAUUCCAUCUGUUUGAUACAGUAUUAUAGUUAUAAAUAUAUAUAUAUAUAUUUCUCUGUGGCCAUUUGUGAUACUUCCUCAUAUACUUGAAUAUGAUACUUCUUUAUUCACAGUAUCUGUGUCUCCUGCACCCUUUGGUGUUGCAAUUUUAGGUAUGUGAAAGUAGAUGUUAGCAGGGUUCUCUCCCUAUUUAAAAAUAAAUUUUAAAAAGACAAAGAGUUUUAGCAUGAAGUUGCUUUCUGUAACAACUCAAAGCUGUAACCCUGUUUUAGUGCCAGAAUCAAGUCUUUCCUGUGAUGCUAGAACAUUUUGUCUUUCUUUGCUUCCACCAACAUGGAGUUUGUGGAGUGGGUCCAGUUAUGCAUAAAGGGGUUUACAGAUGUGGGUUCAAGGAUUAUGGAUUUAUCUCAUGUAUAAUCACUGAAUAGUUCGGGUUUUAUCCCUUUAAUUAUCCAUGACACCAAUCUCUUACUAUUCAUUACUCUUUCUUCUAUUUCCUUUUUCCAUUUGCUAAAGUUGAAAGUAGGAAAAAAUAAUUUUGAAUAGCUUUUCUUGUUCUCCAAAUAGUAUCUGUUCAUUAAAUUCUGUGAUAGAAUAUAUUCGGCUUCCUUCCCCCAAAGACCUCUUGAUCAAAGAUGAAAAAUACAACAUAUAAAGAAGCUAUGUAUGUAAUACUUUUGAGACACAGAUAUCUAAAUCCAUCUCUCCAGGAUUCUUCAUGAACAUGGAACCUGGUAUUACUUAUUCAUGAGUAAACGCUAUUUUUUUCUUGUUUUAUAUACAAUCUAGACAUCACAAUUCAAUUACUAUCAUUUACAAAUCAUAUUUAAGGAAUAAGUAAUAGUCUACGGCCCAAAAUAAGGCAGAGCACUAUCAAACGGAGUGGACUUUUUUCUUAAUAUUUAAUUUGUUCUUUUGCUUGCUCGGGAUUGGUGGAUGGAAUCUGCAGAGAUAAAUGUGAAAAGUUGUCUGGGUGUUUUAUGUCUCUGAAAUAAAGCAAGCCCUGUAUACAAAGGAGAAGGUGGACAUGAAGAAGACAGGAAGAUGUAGGAGUGUCUAAGACAGAAGGCAAGAGGAUGCAAAAGCGGAGAGAAACAGGUGGCAGUUUAGUGACCCAUUGAGUAUUAUGACCAAUGUGACAGUCACAUAGAAAGCUUAGCAUCAAAAGGAGACAGUCUUCAUGGCUAGUAGGUACACACACACUACAGUUGUCUUUGUAAAGUGGUUAUUUUUUAUAUAACUUUGAAACUACUGAAUAAUGGUUGUUUUCACUCUGGACAACCCAUUCCUUACCUUCUCUUGAAAUGCACAGGAAAUGAAAGAAGGAAUGACUGUGUGUGGAGAAGUACAGUCUUUUCUUACAUGUUUUGAUAGACAAGGAUUAAAGUUGUCUAGGGAAAAAAAGGUACCAGAUAAUCCAUGUGGUUUUAAACUAUGCAGAAAAUAAUUUCAACCCAGUUUAUUAUAAAAAUUAAGACUAAGUAAACAUUUUCUUUGUGUUAAAAUUCAGUUUCUUAUGAUGCGUGUUCAAAAAAAUUAUGUAAACCCCAAUGUUAAUAGAUCUAGCACUAAAAUAAUCAUUUUUUUCUAAUGUCAAAACAAUUAUAAUGGAUAUAAGUCCUUGUUCUAUGUGAAAUGUGUUUCUCUAUAAAGUUAUCACAAGAAGGACCUGAAUUUUUAUAGGAGACAGACAGAGAAAUGCACAGGCUAAAAUCAUUUCCUUAUGGGAAUGUGGGAUGGAGCCCACCUUACCUACUCUCUUAAGAUAAUGACUCAAAUUAAGCUUUUUGGACACCACUUUUGUGGGGAUACACAUACGCUGAUCUAGAAAUGAAAGGUGCACUACUCCAUUUCUAGAUCCACUAAUGCCAGUUUCUCUCUGGCUUUAGCCUUUGAGAACCUGUUUAAGAAUACGUAAAUAUCCAGAGCUCGGAAGAGUUCCAAGGCCCACUUUUUCAAUGAACUCACACACUCUGGGUCUCCUGCAACUGACAAUUGGGUACCUUGCAACAAUGCAGGAAGGAUCCGAGUCUAUGAUGAGUUUCAAAGGCCGAGUUCCUUUAGGAACUGACUCUCUCUGGAUCUGCCUGCUGCGUUCCAGCAGGAUGACAGGCUGAAAUCCCACCCAUAGGAAAAACCCCUGUGCAAUUCCAGCUCAGUUUGGCUGAAGGUAGCUGAAGAAGAGAUCCAGUAAAGGGAAGAAUAAACUGUAGUUGGCCUUCUCCACACACACUCACACAGAUGUGGGGUAGAAGAGAGAUAUAAUAUAAUGCCAAAUGUAGCAUUAUGUCAGUGGUAGUAAAAGAAAUGAUAUAAGUGAGAAUAAUUCUGACAGCCUCAUUUAUAGCUUUCCUCUCAUAUUUCAUGCCACGGGGGAAAAAAGGAAAUGAUUUGUGGUAGAAGUAGCAAAGUAAAAGUAGUUUAAUAAUUUGGAAAAGGAAAAUUUCAGGCAUUUCUCCAAGAUUGAUGUGCUAAAAUUGAUACUUAUGUUUGUGGUUUUGGACCUAGAAAUUUUAGCCUGAAAAUGUAGAUUGAGGCCAAGUCCCUCUGUAGGAAAAGAUUUUUUUUUCAAAACCCGUAAAAAAAUGCCAAUCAUGAAAGUCCACUUCAACUUUAGCAAAAAGGGGGGAAAUUUCAACAAAAAGUAUACUCUGUAUGCUGGGAUCCCAAGGUUUCAACAGACCAUCUGUGGGGGGGUUCUUUCUUCUGAUAAUUCUAGAGCCUGUUACCAUAGAAAGGUAUUUCUUCAAUGGCUGGUUGUAGUUAGUUCAUGUUUUUCAAUCAAUUUGCAAAUGUAUUUGUUGCUGUAUAGUGAUUGUUUUGCAAAAUAAAAUUGCUUGUCACCUAA